UGGGGUUUGGAAAACUUUGGUAAUACUUGUUAUUGCAACUCUGUCUUACAAGCUCUUUACGCAUGUCAACCUCUCCGACAAUUCAUAGAAGCUUAUCCUGAUGUACCCGCUCCAAUAUCACCCCUGGGACCACCACCGGGUUCGAGUCUAUUCGCCCCUCUCACACCAUCCGCUAGCGUCGGUAGUCCCGUCACAUCCAAAAGUCGUGGGGUUGUCCGACCUGACGACUUGUUGAAGACGGUGAAGAAGGAGAAUGAGAUGUUCCGUGGGAUGAGUCAGCAAGAUGCCCAUGAGUUUCUGGGGUGGUUAUUGAAUCAUGUAGCUGAGGAUGUGGAGAGGGUGGACAAGCAUCUGAGAGCAGAGGGAAGGGCACCGACAAUGGCGAAAGGGCAUGGAAAGACGUUUGUGCAUAAUCUCUUCGAGGGAGUUUUGACAAAUGAAACUAGGUGUUUGAGUUGUGAAAUGACCUCAUCUCGUGACGAAUCAUUCCUUGAUUUAUCGAUAGAUAUCGAACAACACACUUCGGUCACCGCUUGUCUACGUCAAUUCUCCGCUUCGGAGAUGUUGUGUCAGAAAAACAAGUUCUACUGCGAUUCUUGUUGCGGUUUACAGGAAGCAGAGAAACGUAUGAAGAUUAAACGACUGCCGAAUGUCCUCGCACUUCAUUUGAAAAGGUUUAAAUAUCAAGAAUCUCUAGGAAGGUAUACCAAGUUGUUUUAUCGAGUACCAUUUCCUUUAGAGUUACGAUUACCAAAUACCUCUGACGAUGCGGAGAAUCCCGAUAGGUUAUACGAAUUAUUCGCAGUAGUGGUGCAUAUCGGCAAUGGUCCUCAUCAUGGUCAUUACGUCGCUAUGGUCCGUUCAGCCGGUCGAUGGGUAAUGUGUGAUGAUGAAAAUGUCGAACCUAUCGAAGAGAAAGAUAUUUAUCGAUACUUUGGUGAUUAUCCCUCUGGAGCGGGAUACGUUUUAUUUUAUCAAGCUGUCGAU
Messenger RNA from Tremella mesenterica DSM 1558, 987 nucleotides. RefSeq lists its product as uncharacterized. Gene Ontology annotation, biological process: protein deubiquitination. The record is from RefSeq and is a predicted model, not a curated record. Gene Ontology annotation, molecular function: cysteine-type deubiquitinase activity; cysteine-type endopeptidase activity. The transcript is spliced from 4 exons. The annotation marks the transcript as partial. Gene Ontology annotation, cellular component: cytosol; nucleus. Lineage: Eukaryota; Fungi; Basidiomycota; Tremellomycetes; Tremellales; Tremellaceae.